UCCUGCUGAGUUUUUUUUUUUGGUGCUAGUGGAUCCAUGGCCACUCGACCUCUCAUCUCUCUGCAACUUCUUUCUUCUUCUUAUUCUCUUUCAUCUUCUUCGUUAAAACCACCACCACCACAAUUCCUCUUCUUUACGAAACCUGAACUAAGUAGACACCAUAGAAACCAGAACAAGUGGCGGACAAGUGUUCAUCAUCAAUCUUCAGCUAAUCUCAUCAUUCACCCUUCACUUCUCUUCCUAAGUAGCGGCUUCGAUGGCGGUGGCGGAUUCAUCGAUACACAGACCUUCAUUGUCACUAUCAGUCUCGUUGUAGCCAUUGCUCUCUCUCUCUUCCUCGGCUUCAAGGGAGAUCCAGUGCCAUGUGAGAGAUGUGGUGGAAACGGCGGAACGAAAUGUGUAUUUUGCCUAGAAGGGAAGAUGAAGGUGGAGUCUGGUUUGGUUAACUGCAAAGUCUGCAAAGGUUCAGGUUUGAUUUUUUGCAAGAAAUGUGGAGGUUCUGGAUAUUCUCGCCGUUUAUAAAGUCCUUACUAUGUUUCGUAUCCACCAUUCACACCAUUGGUUCUUUGGACUAUUAUUACAGAUGAUAUAUCUAACUUGUUUAUAGUGUCAUUGUCAUAUAACAAAACUGUGGUGCAUUUUGCUUGUGUAAUUGAUUGUCGUCAUCCACAGUUUUUACAAUUUCACUUGUUACAUCGGUUCAAAUACGAGUAAGUGAAUUGGUACAAAAGAAAUAGUUUCCUAGGCGAAA
Messenger RNA from Camelina sativa (false flax), 751 nucleotides. RefSeq lists its product as uncharacterized. The record is from RefSeq and is a predicted model, not a curated record. Lineage: Eukaryota; Viridiplantae; Streptophyta; Magnoliopsida; Brassicales; Brassicaceae.